AUCUGUCGUUUUGACAUAAAAAUGUGCCUUGUUGAAUGUUUCAUUUUUGAUAUUCAUAGACCAUCUCAUUUUGUUGCCAUUGAAUAAAUGUUGCCGCAACAUUUUCAUAGACCCGGGCCUUAUCCGGUCAGAGUCGUGCAUGGUCUAUAAUGACUUUAUUCUUUGCUGGUCAUUUAUCAUUUAAUAAAACGUCCUUUUAAGCAUCUUAAACGCGUAUCAAAUAACCAUGUACGAAAGUAUUUACAUGUGACAUUUGCUGCUUGGGUGUUGAGGAUGCCCGAGCGAAACCCUGCAAACCGGUACGAUCUUUGUGAUGAGUUCCAUCGUAUGCCUAACACGGCUGAUUCAUUUGUGAAAAGUAUAUUUAAGUUUUGUUAGCGGAAACUUGAUUUAAAACACCAUGGGAAUAAGACACCUUCAAACAUUUAUGCAUAGGAAAGUGGAGCAUGGCACCUAUAAAGUUCGUAUGGAUCGGGAAAUACGGAAUGCGACGAAAAGUACGGAGAAACCUUUAAUAGUGAUCGACCUUAUGGCAUUGUUCGGUAUAUUGUGUUCCGACGUACGCGGCCUCUUGUGUGGUAGCCAGAUAAGACGAGUGGAACGUAUGGCCGAUAUGCUUUUCAAGCGGCUGACCGACGCGGGCGCUGAACUGGUGUUUUUCGAGGAUGGCAAGCUACAACCGAACAAGUAUGAAACUUGGAUCACUCGUCAAAAUGGAAAGUACGAUCGGAUGAUCGAUAUUCUGGACUCAAUCAAUGCACGCGUGCCAUUGGAAAAGGUAGCUGAAACGUGUGAGCGCACCAUUCCUUCUAACACCUGCAUUAAGCUACGUCGAAUUGCUAAGCAGCACGGUAAGACGUUCGUUACGACGGACAUGGAAUGUGAUCAAGCAGUGGCUAUAUACGCUACGCAACAUAAUGCAUUGGCGGUAAUAACGCAUGAUACGGAUUUUUUAAUCUUCGCGGGUAACUGGCAAUUUUGGCACGCGAAUCACAUCAAUCUGACGACGUUGGAGGUACAAGCUUUCAACAAGCAAGCGUUGAUUCGUACGCUUGAUUUGGACUGGCAACAGAUGGCGAUAUGGGCAACGCUAGCAGGAAAUGAUUUUUUCAAAUACGACGAGUUGGAACCUUUCCUGAAUGAUCUUGCUCCACAUCAUCAAAAGUUUUACAAACUAGCAGAAUAUGUACGCAAGCUGCCGACGAAAAAGCAGUUAGACGCUGGCACGGUACACUCCAUCCUGGGACGGGUGUACAAGAACCGAAAUAUACCAACGGAAGCUUUUGAAUGGUUUCAGCAAAGUGUAGCAUUCUAUCAAAUCGAUACUCCGAAUGCAGUCUGUGUGCCAACAGCAAAAGAUCCGUUUUCCUAUUUGCUGCAGAUGGAACAGUUCUUUGUACACACAGUACUAACUGGAGCUCCAUUCAAUUGCACUCUCUUGUUCUUCGAUUAUCGUUCGACGGAGUUCGGCAAUUACUUUGAGAUUAUCGAACCGAUGAUUGCACGUAUCGGGGGCAUCCUGCUGUACCAUCAUCGACAGGAACGUCAACACAUAACAGUCGCUGUAAAACGCAACCACCGUGAACCGAACAACUUCGUUACCGUGGCGGUCAUUUUUCCGACGACAAUCACACCGCCCCAAGUAAAGGAUUUAGUGUCCAAGGAGACAAAUCUAUCGACCAGUUUGCUACAGCGCAAAUUACAGUUACUGCGUUGGGUUUGUUCCGAUGAUUUAACGGAGCUGGAAGAACUUAGCUCCAUUCCUCCUUCGCUUUUGUUGACCGUACUGGUCUUAUAUCGACUACGGCAGUAUGGAACAAUACGCAUAUUUGAAGCAGAUUUACUGCUAUUGAUUGCACAUCAAGUUACGAUGGACUUGUUUGACCCGGCAGAGGAACCGUACCCGCAACGAUUGAUAUCCCGUGCCUUUCAAUUAGGGUUCCUGUUUCAGAAAUUGUACGCACAUUUCGCACGCAUUGCGAAAGCUCUUGGUCUUCCGGAAGAAUACCGACCUACGGCACCGUACGAUGGACUUCGGUUUCAUAAUCAUUAUAGAGUGUGGUGUAGUAUGCGCGUUGAACCACACCACAUUGGCACAAUCGCGAAUUGGCGUUUUUACAAAGAUGCAAAACAACAAUGAACCGGUAUCAAAUACCAUCCGGAGUGUUCCUCUGGCCCGUAGCUAGGGGUUGGCCGGGGUAAAUUUUUUUAUAGAGCGCCACAGCGCCAUAUCCACGCUACGUGGUAUGUCCUACCUCGUAAGUUUUAUUCGCUGUAAUAAUAAAUGUAAAUAUAAUGCUGCUACCGUUUAGCAGCAUAUAUACAAA
Messenger RNA from Anopheles funestus (African malaria mosquito), 2327 nucleotides. RefSeq lists its product as uncharacterized. Lineage: Eukaryota; Metazoa; Arthropoda; Insecta; Diptera; Culicidae. Gene Ontology annotation, cellular component: nucleus. The transcript has 3 exons. Bases 401 to 2140 code for a protein of 579 amino acids. The record is from RefSeq and is a predicted model, not a curated record.